Messenger RNA from Ipomoea triloba (trilobed morning glory), 1605 nucleotides. RefSeq names its product putative clathrin assembly protein At1g25240. NCBI's taxonomy places the organism in Eukaryota, Viridiplantae, Streptophyta, Magnoliopsida, Solanales, Convolvulaceae. Gene Ontology annotation, molecular function: phosphatidylinositol-4,5-bisphosphate binding; SNARE binding; clathrin heavy chain binding. The transcript has 2 exons. Gene Ontology annotation, cellular component: clathrin-coated pit; clathrin-coated vesicle. The record is from RefSeq and is a predicted model, not a curated record. The coding region runs from base 323 to 1429 and encodes 368 amino acids. Gene Ontology annotation, biological process: vesicle budding from membrane; clathrin-dependent endocytosis; clathrin coat assembly.
GAAAUAUUAUUGCUAAACCGGCUAAUACAAACCUCCAACAAAUAAGAGGCUAAAAAUGAAAUGUUGUGUGCUUUGAAAAAUUGUUCCAUAAAUUAAUAUUCGCGCCGGCUCCGGCACCAAUUAGCCCCUCCGUCGGAAAAAUCUAUCGCCGGAGCCGGAGGUGUUCAUCUUCCGGAAUAACUCACGGAGGAGAUCAGAAAAACCGCACCAGCAGGGGGAAGGCUUGAAUAAAAACACUACUAGAGGAAAGAAUUGAAUUGAAGGUGCUCCGAUCCCGCGCGCGCACCCCUAAAUUAAAAUAAAUGUGCAAAAGGAGAAGAAGAUGGGGAAGCUAUGGAACAGAGCCGCCGGGGCUUUGAAGGACCAAAACAGCAUAGUAAUGGCGAGCCUGGCCAGGCGGACGGCGCUGCGGAGACCGGACGUGGAGGCGGUGGUGAUUAGGGCCACCAGCCACGACGAAUCGUGCGUGGAUUACGAGAGCGUUGAGAAAGUGUACAGGCUGGUUCGGCUUUCCCCCAACCAUUUUAGGCCAUUGAUUUGGGCGAUUUCCCGGCGGAUGAGGAAGACGGGGAGUUGGGCGGUGGCGCUUAAAGGAUUGAUGCUUAUGCACGGCGUUUUCAGCUGCAGAGUCCCCGCCGUCCGGAAGAUCGGACCCCUGCCGUUCAAUUUCUCCGAUUUUAAGGACCGCCAUUCCAAUUCCUCCAAGACCUGGGGACACAAUCACUUCAUUCGCGCUUAUUUCGCCUUCCUCGAUCACAAAUCCGCCAUUCUCUUCAUCGACGAACAGGAACAAACACCACGGUUAUCGUCUUCAUCUUCGCCCCUAAUGCAAACCCUAGAAUUGCUGCAAAAGCUGCAAGACUUACUCGACGUGACGCUGAAGAUCCGGCCAAAUUCAUCGAUCACAAUCGCGCCUCUCAUCAUCGAAGCUAUGGACUGCAUCGUGGUGGAGAUUUUCGACAUCCACAACCGAUUAUGCACCGGAAUCGUCAAUAUCCUGCCGAGAAUUUUGGAGGCCAGCAAGGCCGAGGCCGAGGCGGCGCUAAAAAUCGCCGCUAGGGUUAGAAUCCAAAACCUGGAGCUCAACGAUUACUUCGAAUUGUGCAAUAAAAUCGGCGUCUCCAACGCCACAAUACUCCCUGCAACUCAUAAAAUCAGCAAACAACAAAUCCAAGAGCUUGAAGACAUAAUCAACGGCGUAAUUCCGGUUUCACCUCAUCAUAAUAAAGCGGCAAAGGAAGAACCACCGUCAAUGCUUCCCGCAUCUACCGUGGCGAAGGAGACUCGCCAUUCCACAAUAAUCACCGAUCGAUGGGAAACGUUUGACGAAGAAACUAAUCCUGCUAAUUAUGCACCGCCUCUUUUACCACUUAACAACAAUUUGCAGCACCUUCAACAUCGACAUCUCCCAGAUCUCAUAACUUUCUAGUAGUGUUCGUUCAAGCUGAUUUUCAUUUUCAUGGUGUCUCGUGUAAUGGUAUUUUAUUUUAUACAAGAAAUUAUGAAAAUUUAAAUUUGAGUAUAGUUGUACUUUUCGUUUUGUUGAGAAAAAAAAAUAGAUAUACAACCAUUUAAAAUGAAAAGUUCUUCAUUUUUGAGUAAAAA